UAAAUCUCACCAGCGCCCAGUCAGUCGGUUAGGCGGAAAGUUAACCGGAGUCCGUUCAGCGUUAAUGGAGUGACCGAAAAUGACGGAAGAAUCCGCGGUAAAAGUGUGCGUCAGGGUCAGGCCUCUGAUUAAACGGGAGGCAUCUGAGAGCUCGGAGCCGGUUCAGCUCUACUGGAGAUCUGAUAAACAGGCCAUCCAUCAGCUGGAUGAAGAUGGAGCCCAGACCAAGAGCUACAGCUUCGACCGUGUGUUCAGUGCGGCAGAGUCCACUGCUCAACUCUAUCAGGACAUCGCGAAGCCUCUGGUCGUGUCUGCAGUUGAAGGUUAUAACGGCACAAUAUUUGCCUAUGGACAAACGUCUUCUGGAAAGACCUUCACCAUGAUGGGAAGUGAACACAAUCCUGGGGUGAUCCCUCUCGCCAUGGCUGACGUCUUCAAAACCAUUAAAAGUUUUCCAAAGAAGGAGUUUCUCCUGCGCGUGAGCUACAUGGAGAUCUACAACGAAACGGUCACUGAUCUGCUCUGCGACAGCUGGAAAAGAAAACCUCUGGAAAUUCGUGAAGGAAACUACAAAAAUGUGUAUGUGGCCGAUCUGACGGAGGAGCUGGUGACGUCUCCUGAACAAGCCCUGUCCUGGAUCACCAAAGGAGAAAAAAACCGUCAUUAUGGGAAAACUAAGAUGAACCAGCGGAGCAGCCGCUCUCACACCAUUUUCCGCAUGAUAUUGGAGAGCCGUGAGAGAAGUGACCCGACGGCUGGUGAAAGCGCUGAUGGAGCCAUCAUAGUGUCACACUUGAAUUUGGUGGAUCUCGCUGGAGCUGAACGUGCCAGUCAAACUGGAGCUGAGGGAGCCCGUUUUAAAGAAGGCUGCAAUAUAAACCGCAGUCUGUUCACACUGGGUCAAGUCAUCAAGAAAUUAUCUGAUGAGAGUCAGAAGGGCUUCUUGAAUUACAGAGACAGCAAACUUACCAGAAUCCUGCAGAACUCUUUAGGCGGUAAUGCCAAAACCGUCAUCAUCUGCACCAUCACUCCAGCCACGGUGGACGAGACCGUCAGCACUCUGCAGUUUGCUAGUGCUGCAAAACGGAUGAAGAAUGACCCUCAUGUCACGGAGGUCUCUGAUGAAGGAGCUCUGUUGAGAAGAUACAGAAAUGAGAUUGUGGAUCUUAAACGCCGUCUGCAGGAGGUUUCGUCUGUGACUCAAACCACAGCGACCGAGCGAGAGUCUCUCUGUCAGCUCCUGCAGGAGAAAGACCAGCUCCAGAGAGAGCAGGAGGACCGCAUCAAGAACUUGACCAAGUUACUGGUUACUUCCUCCAACAUUGCGCUCAUCCCGAAGGUCCCCAAGCGGAGAGUGACGUGGGGUGGGAAACUGCUGAGAUCUGCACAUCUGCUGAAUGAGGAUCUCUGCUCCACUGACAUGAGUUUUGCAGAGCCGUACCUCAAGAAGAGGAGAGCGGACUGCUCUCUGGCUGACGUUGGAGAGGAUAUGGAUGAGUUUGACAGCCGCUUCGACUUCACUGCUAUGGAGGAACCCAACAUGGACAUGGAGAUGAGCAGCAUCACUGUCCGCAGCUCCUCGGAGGGGAGUCAUUUUCUGGACUCUCCCCGUGCGAGCGAGCUGAUGCAGAAGGUGUCGUCUCUGGAGAGUCAGCUGGAGGCCGAGACUCAGAGCAAACAGAUAGCAGAAGAGAUGAACGCUGAGCUCCAGAUGAAGCUCUCGCAUCUGCAGAACAUGCUGGAGGCUCAGUCUGCACCAUCACACGAGGAGAAAAACACCAUCUCUGAGCUGGAGAAGCAGAUGGAGGAUCUGCAGCGGAGACUGGAGACGGAGGUUCAAGAGAGACAAACCGCUGAGGAGAAGAGCAUCUCACUGGAGCUGAAGGUGGCAGAGCUGGAGAAACCAUCAGAAGAGCUGCUGCACUCACAGAACACGUGCGAACGGGUCAAGAAAGAUCUGGAAGAGGCUAUUCAGCUCUGUGAGACUGUUAGUUUCGAGAAAGAUGCUGUUAUUGCCGAGCGGGACAUGAUCAAGCACUCGCUGGACAUGACGACAGAAGAGCUAGAGAGUCUGAAGGCAGAGAAAGACUCGCUUCAGAAAGAGAAAGACGCUCUGCAGAAAGAUAAAGAUGCUCUUCAGAAGGACAUGGAGGAGAGGAGAGAUGCAGAUGAGUUUGAGAAGCUGGAGGAGGAGAGCAAGAGGGAUUAUGAGAGAGAAUUAGAGGCUGAAAACAGCAGAUUGGAGAAGAAUUUAAAACAGUCUGAAGACAUGAUCCAAAAGCUGAAGGCUGAUCUGGCGUUGAUGUCCUCAGAGCUUCAGAAGAAAACAGACCUGACCACUGAACUGCAGGGUUUUAGUGGAAAGGACAUUGUGCAGGAAGUGACACGUCUGCGCCGCUCUCUGGAUGAUGCUGAAACCCUCAGUUUGGAGACCAAGAAGGAAUGGGCUUUCCUGCGCAGCGAGAACAUCUCCCUGAAGGAGAGAGACGUGACCCUGACUACAGACUAUGGAAAGAUGGAGGCGGAGGUGAAGAUGCUUCAGGACAGGCUGGAGCAGGAGAAAUCUCGCUUCAAGAAGAUGCAAACGGAUCUUCAGAAAGAGCUAAUGGGAGCCUUUGAUGAAAACACCAAACUCACAGCUUUGAUGGAUGGAAAAGUGCCAAAGAAUCUGACAGAUAAUGUUGUGUUGGAGAAAACAGUGUGUGAUUUACGUAAGGAGCUUGAUCAGAUCCGGGAGCGAGAGCAGAGUCUGCAGAGUAAAGUGAGCGAGUUGGAAACACUCCCUGCUAAAGUAGACGAAUUACUGGGACAGGUGUGUGUUGUGUCUGAGGAGCUGCGGAGCGUGCGCGAGGAGCGAGACGCUGUGUGUUCUGCUCAGGCCAGUGUGAAUGAAGCUCAUCAGAGGCUGACAGAGGAUUACUCUACAGCUCAGCAUCAGCUUCUGCAGAUGGAGAGCGAUCUGCUGGAGGCGCAGCUGAAGGAAACACAACUGAGCCAAGAGCUGAGCGACAACACACAACAACUGCACAACAUGCAGACGGAGAACGACACGCUGCUCACAUCACUGCAGGAGGCACAGCAGAAGUGUGAGCAGCUGAGCGCUGAUCUGGCGUCAGUCUGCGCUGAGAGAGAUCUGCUUCUGUCUGAGAAGAUGGAGGGAGAGUCUGAGGAGCUGCAGAGUCUGAGAAACACCAUCAGCUCCAUCACAGAGGAGAAACAGCAGAUGCAGGAGAUUCUGCAGAGCCUCCGGGAACAGCGGGACCAGCUCAAGACGGACCUGGAGGAGAAUGUGGAGAUGAUGAUUGAGACUCAGGCAGAACUGAGAGACGCUCAGGAGAAAGUGAAGGAGCUUCAGGGAGAAAUAAACCGUCUGGAGUCUGGGAGAGUGGAGCCGGAUGAGCAGCGAGAGGACGGACAGAUGGACACGCUGCACCAGCAGAUAAAGCAGCUCACAGAGGAGCUGCAGGCCACAGUUGUAGAGAAGGAGCGUCUGCUGUCGGACAGAUCUGAGCUAAUGGAGAAGAUGAACACAGACGUCACAUCUUUCACAGAGCAGAGAAGUGAGCUGCAGGAGCGACUGCAGCAGCUGGAGAGAGACAGCGAUACUAUGAAGACACAUCUGGAGGAGAAGGAGCAGACGAUUCUCCAGCUUCAGAGUGAGUUACAGGAGAAACAGCAGCAGCAGAUUCUGGACCAAGAUCAGCAGGACUUCAGCGAGGAGAAGACUGAUGAGCUGCAGCAGAUCCAGACACUGAAGGAAGAGCUUGAGGCUGUGUUAGAGCAGAAAAACCAGCUGACAUUGAGGCUUGAAGAGAGCGCUCAGCAGGUGUGUGUUGUGUCUGAGGAGCUGCGGAGCGUGCGCGAGGAGCGAGACGCUGUGUGUUCUGCUCAGGCCAGUGUGAGUGAAGCUCAUCAGAGGCUGACAGUGGAUUACUCUACAGCUCAGCAUCAGCUUCUGCAGAUGGAGAGCGAUCUGCUGGAGGCGCAGCUGAAGGAAACACAACUGAGCCAAGAGCUGAGCGACAACACACAACAACUGCACAACAUGCAGACGGAGAACGACACGCUGCUCACAUCACUGCAGGAGACACAGCAGAAGUGUGAGCAGCUGAGCGCUGAUCUGGCGUCAGUCUGCGCUGAGAGAGAUCUGCUUCUGUCUGAGAAGAUGGAGGGAGAGUCUGAGGAGCUGCAGAGUCUGAGAAACACCAUCAGCUCCAUCACAGAGGAGAAACAGCAGAUGCAGGAGAUUCUGCAGAGCCUCCGGGAACAGCGGGACCAGCUCAAGGCCGACUUAGAGGACAGUAACGGCAUGCUUAUGCAGGCUCAGCUGGAGCACGGCGGCCCACAGAUCGACACACCGCAUGAUGAGCUUCUCCAGCAGAUUCAGCAGCUGAGAGAGGAGCUGGAUGCUACCAAUGAGGAGAAGAACCAGCUCAAGUCUGACCUUCAGGAGAAUGUGGAGAUGACAAUUGAAAAUCAGGAGGAGCUGAGAGCAGCCCUUGACAAGGUGAAAGAUCUGCAGAAGAGUUUAGAGGAGUUGCAGACUAAACAGCAGGAGUCUAAACACAAGUCACAGCUGGAGCUCCAGAUGCAGCAGCUGAGAGAGGAGCUGGAGAGCGUGCGUCAUGAGCGAGAGCGUCUGCUAUCCGAGCAUUCACCGAACACACACACUGAUGCGGAGCAGAUGAAGGCCGACAUCACGUCUCUGACGGAGGAGCAAGAGCAACUUCAACGCACACUGCAGGAGCUGCGAGACCAGCUGAUGCAGACAGAGCAGACGGUGCUCCAGUUGAGGGCAGAUCUGGAGUCUGUGUGUGCAGAGAGAGAGCGUCUGCUGAUGGACAGGAGCAGAGAUGUGGAGGAGAUGGAGAAGAUGAGCUGUAGACUGACGGAGGAGAGAGAUGCGCUCCAGCAGACCGUACAGCAGCUCUCAGACCAGAGCGAACAGCUGAGGAGAGAUCUGGAGGAAAACCAGGACAUGGUGCUCCAGUUGAGGGCAGAUCUGCAGUCUGUGUGUGCAGAGAGAGAGCGUCUGCUGACGGAGAAGAGCAGUGAUAUGGAGAACCUGAGCUGUAGACUGACUGAGGAGAGAGAUGCGCUCCAGCAGACCGUACAGCAGCUCAAAGACCAGAGCGAACAGCUGAGGAGAGAUCUGGAGGAAAACCAGGAUAUGGUGCUCCAGUUGAGGGCUGAUGUUGAGUCGGGCUGUGCUGAGAGAGAGCGUCUGCUGACGGAGAGAGAUCAGGAUCUGGCCUCCAUCACGAAGGAGCGAGAGCAGCUCCUGGACCUCCUAAAGGCCAACCGAGAGGAAAAGAACCAGCUGAGGACAGAUCUAGAGGAGAACCAGGAGAAUCUGCUGCAUCUGCGUCAAGAGCUGGAGUCGGUUUCUGCAGAGAAAGAUCAUCUGGUGUCUGAGAUGAGCCGAGAGCAGAAGGAGCAUCUAGAGGAGAUGAAGACGACUGAAGAAAAGCUCAGCGCUGUGACAGUAGAGAGAGACCAGCUGAUGGAGAGCAACACAGAACACAACCAGACGAUUGUGCAGCUGAGAGCGGAUCUGCAGUCAGCCUGUGCUGAGAGAGACAGUCUGAUGGUGGAGAGAGAUCAGUCCAGCUCAUGCAGCGCUCUGAGUGACGGAGGAGACCUUCAGGAGAUCCUGCAGGGCGUCAGAGAGCUGAUCCAGGUUCAGGGAGAGCUCAAACAGAAGAAGCAUCAGCAUUCUGAUCCGCUCAGUCCGACACACAAGCAGAAAGCUCAGCUCCAGCAGCUUCAGUCUCUGACCACAGAGAUGGAGUCUCUGAGGAAUGAGAGGAUGGUGCUCAGGAAAGACCUGGAGGACGCGGCUGCAACUUCUAAGAUGUAUCAGGAGCUGCUGCAUGUCAGUAAAGAGGAGCUGAAGCAGCAGCAGAAGGAGAACACAGAGCUCAUGGAGCAGAGUUCAGCACGGGAGACGCAGCUCCAGCAGCAGCUGAAUGAGCUGAAUGAAGAUCUCACUGCUUUAAAAGUGCUGCGAGACCAACACGACACUGAGAUUCAGAGGCUGCAGUCAGAGCUGCGUUCACUGAGCAGAGAGAAAGAGGAUCUGCUGGAGAAAAGCAGAGCGGAGGGAGAGCUGCUGAGACGGGACCUGCAGACGCUCCAGGAUCAGCUGGAGAAAUCACCCACAGAGCAGCUCCUGCAGUCGCUCACUGAAGAGCGGGAUCAGCUCAGACGAGAGCUGCAGGGGAAGAUGGAGAAGCUCACACACAUCGAGACGAAAGCAGAGCAGCUGGAGAAGCAGAAGAUCCUGCUGGAGUCUGAGGUGCACUCGCUCAGCCAGUCUCUCUCUGAGGUGAACUGCAGCGUUUCUCCUGAUCAGAAUAACACACAGUCCAAACACUUGAUAAUGGCAGGGAUUGAGACGUCAGAGGAGAAGCUGCAGACGGCCUUUACAAAGCUCCAGCAGAUCAUGGAGCGUCCGGUGGACCAGUUAUCUGAUGUGAACCGUGAGGAAUGGGCUGUGCUGUAUCAGCUAGUGCCAUUUAUCCCUAAAGAGCGCAGAACCAUCAAUGCCACACACACCAAAAAAACAACCCGGCUGAACCACGCCAUCAUCAAGAUUGCUGAGGCGUACCAGCGGCUGGCGCAUCGCUUCCACACACACUUCCAGACAGAGCUCCAGCGAGACGUCUGCUGCUUCCAGGAGUCUCGACUGCAGGAUCUGCUGCUCUGCAUCUCUCCGGCUCCGUCUCAAUCCCUCUGCUCUCUCCAGGACGACUUCCAGCAGCUGUGGGAACAGAGACUCUCACACCUGCUGGAGAAACGCCAGCAAUACCUGCAGAAACUGGAGUGUGUGCUGGUUGUCCUGGAGGAAGGGUUAUCCAGAUAUGCAGAGAUGCUGUCGGAGGAGCGUCAGCACAGGACUGAAGAGCUGCAAGAGCUGAAGACUCUGCUCAGAUCUGCUCACGCUGAUGCUGUCAUUGAGCUGCUGGAGAGACAGAUCAGCCGGCGGGAUAAAGCUGCUGAACGACUCAACACUUACUACUUUGUUUUGCUGAAUAAGUGUGACUCUGAGAUCAACCCUCUGAAGUCUUCCUCCUCUGAGUCUGAGCGCCGGCUGGAGGAUCAGAGAAGGCAGACGCUGACGCUGCUGAAGGCCCAGAAUGGCACACUGCCCAAAACUGAAGCUGAACUCCUGCAGGACAACCAGCAUCUGUCCCAGCAGCUCCAGCAAGCACACCGGCAUGUGGAGGAAAUUCAGGAGCAGAUGAAGGAGCUGCAGGUCCAGGCUGAUGCUUCAAACCAGAAGCAACAUGAAGAUCUGCAGGAGCUCCGAGUCCAGCUGAUGGAGAAACAGAACCUCGUCCAGAGCCUGGAGGACAAGCUGAGGCACUCUGAGGCUUUGGUGAAGAGCAGCAUGACUCCAGCCGCUUCUGAACUGGCCGCUCUCAAGGACAAGCUGGUGAAGAUGGAGCUGGAGCACAUCGCCGUCACCACCAGCCAUGAGAAAGAGAUUUCCCAGAUGAGCUCCAUGCUGGAACACAGAGGAGACGUGAUCCGCAAGCUGAAGGAGACCCUGAGGAAGCAGCAGCAGGACGAUGAGCAGUCCUUCACAGACGGAGAUGAGUUUGAGCUGAAGACCAGCAGUAGAGCCACCACAACACUGAAGGAGAAGAAGAUGGAGGAUCUGCAGAAGAAGAACGCUCAGUUUGAGAGUCUGGUGAGCAAACAGCAGGAGGAGAUCAGCAAGUGGAAGAGGAGAGCAUACAAGAUGAAGGAGAGCAAACGUGAUGCUCCCUGCACACCCACCAAACGAGACGCUCCCCGCACACCCACCAAACGGCACCCUGCGCUGGCCGAGACCGAAGUCAACUCACCCAAGAGGAGCGUUCUGGACUCACCCAAGAGCCGCUUCUUUGACCUGCGCUCCAGCGUUCCUCUGUCCCUCAGCCAUCACACACAGUUCUUCGACAACUCCAGCCUCGGCACUGUUCCAGAGGUCUCCUGUACACCAGCUGAACCCGCCGCCACCGCUGCAGACUCUUCAGACAGUGAUGAUGAGGACUGCAGCUCUAAUGCCGCCGUGAUGUCGAACGCCGCACACAAAGACGACUGGUGGCAGAUUCCUGACGCUUCACCCACAAAGACAGACACUAAUGCUUGUCCCACACAGUGAGCGGACGGCUGUUCUGAGAUCAGCGCGUCAGUACUACAGUCUGUCUGUCUUUUUAAUUGUUUGUAUGUUGGCUUUUCUUGUUUAUUGUUAAUAAAGUUUGUGUUUUUAUGUAAAUCUGCUGUUUUAAAUUGUUUAUUAAAACGAUAAAAUAAAAAUAAUUCCAGAAGUGCCCUGAUGAGGAUUUGCUGGGACUAUUCUGAAAAUAACAACACACUGCCGUCUGUUACUGCCAGAAGUGAGAUGUUAGAUUAAACAUUCAGUUGUAAUCCAAACAUUUGUCAGAAACGUGAGCCAUGCUUGAGUCCCUGUCCUUAACAGUGUAAUAAAGGGACCUCCACUACCAA
This is a messenger RNA of Danio rerio (zebrafish), 8496 nucleotides long. RefSeq names its product centromere protein E (gene cenpe). Gene Ontology annotation, cellular component: kinetochore; cytoskeleton. Gene Ontology annotation, biological process: nuclear division; regulation of mitotic metaphase/anaphase transition; attachment of spindle microtubules to kinetochore. Lineage: Eukaryota; Metazoa; Chordata; Actinopteri; Cypriniformes; Danionidae. The record is from RefSeq and is marked provisional. Gene Ontology annotation, molecular function: ATP binding; microtubule binding; kinetochore binding.